GAAUAUAUGAAAAACGACGGUGGUAUUUUAGAGUGGCUAAUGACACGCAACAGCGCAAACAAUCUUUAUUAAUUGAAUAAUUAAAGUAUAUGCUUUCUGGCUGAUAUUCUUGAACACGAAACAUGUAGUUUCUUGUAUUUCUCUUUAUUUUGCUGCAGGAUUUGUGUGCCACUAUUCUUUGUCAUCAUGUGCAUAUAUGUGCUUCCUCGCUUUGUAACUGGACCGGAUGCCAAAGGGUUUUUCCGGACGUUUGACAAGGAGAUUGCUGAAACCGGGUGGACCCUGCUUCUGCAGAUUAGAAAUUUCUUCCAAGUUACCGAACGGACCCUUCUUCUUCAUCUAUGGUACUUGUCUGCAGACUUCCAGCUUUUCGUGCUCUCUCUUCUCAUUCUACUCGUGUUGAAAAAGUGGAAAAAGUUGGCGCUGGGAACGUUCAGCGUGCUUUCACUUUUGGGCUGUGCCAUCGCAAUGUGGACAGCGACUAAUCCAAAUGUUUUACCCUUUAUGACCUAUCCUGCUUACACAAAAAGCCUACUAAUGACAACAAUGAACCUACACUACAUGCGACCUUUCUAUCACGCCGUAUGCUUCUUCAGCGGUUGCAUGACGUUACUCGUCUUGGACGACUUCAGCACCCGUAAAAUUUCUAAGACCAUGCAGCUUAUGUGCUGGUGCGUGGCCGUCACCAGUGCGCUCUGCGUCCUCUUCAUGAAGAUUCCCUGGUACAAGAGUCCUGAUGCCCCCUCUGAAGUCUCAAAACUGCUGGCAACCUUCUUCGAGCGAAUCCUGUGGUCGCUGUUCCUUGCCUGGUUCACGUUAUCUUGCGCAACGGGACGAGGAGGAUUCGUCGGUCGAUUUCUGUCUUCGAGCGUCUUCGCACCGCUAAGCAGGCUAUCAUUUUGCGUGUACCUCAUACAUUACCCCUUCAUCAUGAUAAUGUUACACGCGUCCAGGGAGCGUAUCCACUAUUCUCACUUUACUCAGGUGACCCUAUUCUUUGGGGUGUUCAUCUGGAGCAACCUGCUGGCGUACAUGGCAUACCUCGUAUGCGAGGCCCCAACAGCAGCGCUGGACAAGCUGGCCUUUCAAAGACAAAGAGAUCGAGGAAAUUCCGUGGAGCACGAACCUCGGCCUGACAGUGGCGAUACAGUUUUAAAACUCGGAGACGCUUCAGCUCAUUCGUUCUCUGCUCGUCUUUAACAUCAUCGAAUGUAUAUAUCCUUUAAGCAAAUCUUUUUGCCACUCUCUUCACCUAAUAUAUUUAUCUGCUUGCGACACUUUAUGAGCAAGCAGUUCACAUACAACGUACAUCGACAUCACAUCAGCGAUUCUUAAGAUGGGGCUCAACGUUCCGUCAAUAUUUCAUUUCCAUGUAGAAAUUUCAAUAAACAUUCCCAAGUGAACGAAAACUUC
Molecule: messenger RNA, 1413 nt
Organism: Dermacentor silvarum
Lineage: Eukaryota; Metazoa; Arthropoda; Arachnida; Ixodida; Ixodidae
Product: nose resistant to fluoxetine protein 6-like
Exons: 7
Coding region: 187-1200 (337 amino acids)
Molecular function (GO): acyltransferase activity, transferring groups other than amino-acyl groups
Source: RefSeq, a predicted model, not a curated record